AUGGCUUCCAACGAGUCUCCCGCCGCUCCCCACGAGCCCCCUUACACAUACCGCCCGAACCAGGGCUACGAACAGACCGAGGAGGUCCCGGCCGAGCUCAAGAACGUGCCCCGCGACGCCCCGGCGGCCGACGAUGAUGCCGAAGAUGACAUGGAAGACAUCUUUGGCGAGGAUGACGACGUUCCCGACGACGAGUGGGCGGGAGAUGCAGGCGACUUGACAAAGUCGUACAACCGCCAGCGCAUGUUCAACAGCAACAGCAACGGCGACGGCGGCGCCGCGCUGCCUCGCUCCAACGCCCAGCGACCGACGGCGAACACCUUCGCGAGCGUCGACGACCAGAUCACCGCCCUCUCGAAGCACGCCGCCAAGAUCAGGCUCGACAGCGUCAAGGGCCGCGACGACGAUGAGAAGACGAAAGACAAGGCGGACCGCGCGACGAGCGAGCAGGUGCUGGACCAGCGCACGCGCAUGAUUCUGCUGCAGAUGAUCAACCGCGGCGUGGUCAGCGAGAUUCACGGCGCCAUCAGCACCGGAAAGGAAGCCAACGUCUACCAUGCCGUGCUGCACCCCGAAGACGAUGGGCCGACCGUCCAGCGCGCCAUCAAGGUGUACAAGACGGCGAUUUUGGUGUUCAAGGACCGCGAGAGGUACAUCACGGGCGAGCAUCGCUUCCAAAAGGGCUUCGACAAGAGCAGCAACAGAAGCAUGGUCAAGCUGUGGGCUGAGAAGGAGUUCCGUAACUUGAGGAGAAUACACGCUGCCGGCAUCCCUUGCCCGGAGCCCAUCAGCUUGAAGCUGCAUGUUUUGGCGAUGGGUUUCCUGGGUGACCGCAAGGGAUGGGCGUACCCUCGCCUCAGAGACGCCAAGUUGGCUGGAGAUGACGUUGAUGAGCAGUGGAGGGGACUGUACAUCCAAUUGCUGGGUCUGUACCGCAGGAUAUACCAGGUCUGCAGGCUCGUCCACGCCGAUUUGAGCGAGUACAACAUUCUUUACAACGACAACAAGCUGUACAUCAUCGAUGUCUCUCAGAGUGUCGAGCCCGAUCACCCCCGUGCGCUUGAAUUCCUGCGCAUGGAUAUUAAGAACGUCGGUGACUUCUUCAGGAGGAAGGGCGUUGACACUCUGUCCGACCGCGCCAUCUUCGACUUCAUCACGGCGACGGAGGGGCCUGUCGAGGAGCCUGCUCUGGCUGAGGCCGUCGAGAAGAUCUACCAGAGCAGACCCGUCGACGAGGAUGAGGCUGCCGCGGAGGUCGAGGUUGACAACGAGGUCUUCCGCAAGCAGUACAUCCCCCAGACCCUGGAGCAGGUCUACGACAUCGAGAAGGACGGUGCCAAGAUUGGACAGGGCGAGGGCGACAAGCUUGUUUACAAGAACCUGCUUGCUGACACCGUUGUUAAGGAGAACGAGGAGCAGGACGAAGAGGAGGAUUCCGAGGAUGAAUCUGGCAGCGGAGCGUCUCUCGGCAGCGAUGACGACGAGGAGGGCGACUCGAAGUUCGACAAGGGCAGGCCUAGAGGGCGCAAGCAUGAGGACAAGGACGAGAAGAAGGCACACAAGCUGGCGGUCAAGGAAGCCAAGCGCGAGAAGCGCAAGGACAAGAUGCCCAAGAGCAUGAAGAAGAAGCUGGUGUCGUCCUCUUCCAGGAAGAAGCACUAA
Molecule: messenger RNA, 1662 nt
Organism: Colletotrichum chrysophilum
Lineage: Eukaryota; Fungi; Ascomycota; Sordariomycetes; Glomerellales; Glomerellaceae
Exons: 2
Coding region: 1-1662 (553 amino acids)
Biological process (GO): maturation of SSU-rRNA
Cellular component (GO): cytosol; preribosome, small subunit precursor
Molecular function (GO): protein serine/threonine kinase activity; ATP binding
Source: RefSeq, a predicted model, not a curated record